AUGACCAGUGAUAAUCAAGUCAUCAACUCAGAUAUAUCUACUACAGCAGGUGGUGCACCCAGUACGGCAGCUAGUGGAACCAAUGAAGGGGCUAGCGCUACUUCUAACGGGUCAUCAACCAAUGUCACUCCAAGAGAUGUACGGUUGUUGAACCUAAUCUUUGCUACACAGAAUAUACAUCAUUAUCAAGACCAUGUGCCGCUACAACUAAUGGAUUUUGCCCACAGAUACACCCGCUCUAUAUUGAAGGAUGCUUUGGUAUACAAUGAUCAUGCUAAACCACUCAAUACAAAUACCAAUUUGAACUCUAAUGCAAACACUACAGUUACUACUGAUGAUAUACGUCUUGCCAUAGCUGCUGCUGCCAAUUAUCAAUUUAAGCCAGCCCCACCCAAAGAGCUAAUGUUAGAGCUUGCUCAUGAACGUAAUGCUAAAUCGUUGCCAGCAAUAAUUCCCAAAUGGGGUUUAAAUUUACCUCCAGAAAAAUACUGCUUGACUGCCAGAGAUUGGGACGAUAUUUACGAUGAACCAGAAGAUGAAUCAAAGAAGAAGAAGCAGAAGCAAUAA
Messenger RNA from Lizanozyma spartinae, 567 nucleotides. It is a transcript of the gene TAF9, whose product is annotated as chromatin modification protein. The coding region runs from base 1 to 567 and encodes 188 amino acids. Lineage: Eukaryota; Fungi; Ascomycota; Pichiomycetes; Serinales; Debaryomycetaceae. The record is from RefSeq and is a predicted model, not a curated record. The transcript has a single exon. Gene Ontology annotation, molecular function: protein heterodimerization activity; RNA polymerase II general transcription initiation factor activity; transcription coactivator activity. Gene Ontology annotation, cellular component: SAGA complex; transcription factor TFIID complex. Gene Ontology annotation, biological process: DNA-templated transcription initiation; RNA polymerase II preinitiation complex assembly.